AUGAACAUUUGCAAACCAAUUAUAAAUAAACCAAUUUGGAGGCCGGCACGUCUGAUUACAUAUUUGCACUCUGGUCCUCGUAUUAGGGGUAUAAAAAGAGAUCCAGAGUCUUAUUUGAAGAAUCCAAAGGGACUGUCUUACAAUAAUAUUAAAAGUGAUGAAUAUCAACAGACAAUUAGAAAAGCAUUAAACUUAGAGAAAUAUGAUAUUAAUAUGAGUGAUGAUCUGUUAUUACAAUGUUUAACUCAUAAAUCAUUUGCACAUGGGUCAAAACCAUAUAAUGAAAAGUUAUCACUUUUAGGUUCUCAAUUUUUAAAAUAUCAAGCCUCAAUAUAUUCUAUCAACCAAAAAGAUACAACGAAGAAAGAUUCCACAAAUAUUAUAGAAAAUGAUAUCAAUGGUCUAGAUUUCACAAAUUUAGGAACGUCUUUCUCAAAAUUACUGAUCUCCACUGCUGUACUUUCAAAAUUUGUUAAAGAAAAGAAACUAAAUUCAUUAAUCUUUUGGAAAAUGAGGGAUAAUCUUAAAAUAGAUAUGAAAGGUAGUGGUGAACCUCUAGUUUGUAGCACGGUAUUAAAUGCAUUGAUAGGUGGUAUGUUGUCCACAAAUGGUAUACAGAAAACUAAAAAUUUCAUUGAAAAAGAAUUAUUGAACAGAGAAAACGAUAUAUCAUUGAUCAAAUUGGCAAAUGCUCAUUCUGAAAAACACCAAUUAUGA
This is a messenger RNA of Tetrapisispora phaffii CBS 4417, 717 nucleotides long. It is a transcript of the gene MRPL15, whose product is annotated as mitochondrial 54S ribosomal protein mL57. Gene Ontology annotation, cellular component: mitochondrial large ribosomal subunit. The transcript has a single exon. NCBI's taxonomy places the organism in Eukaryota, Fungi, Ascomycota, Saccharomycetes, Saccharomycetales, Saccharomycetaceae. Gene Ontology annotation, biological process: mitochondrial translation; RNA processing. Gene Ontology annotation, molecular function: ribonuclease III activity; structural constituent of ribosome. The record is from RefSeq and is a predicted model, not a curated record. Bases 1 to 717 code for a protein of 238 amino acids.